Molecule: messenger RNA, 11750 nt
Organism: Myxocyprinus asiaticus (Chinese sucker)
Lineage: Eukaryota; Metazoa; Chordata; Actinopteri; Cypriniformes; Catostomidae
Product: protein jagged-1a-like
Exons: 26
Coding region: 224-3979 (1251 amino acids)
Biological process (GO): multicellular organism development; Notch signaling pathway; cell communication
Cellular component (GO): membrane
Molecular function (GO): Notch binding; calcium ion binding
Source: RefSeq, a predicted model, not a curated record
UCCGAUUGCAUUCGCAGCUUUUCUCCAACCCGUGGUCAUUGUUGUAAAACAGAAGGGCAAUAAAAGAAUAGAGUGGCGGAUAACAGAGCCUCCGGAGGGGCAUCAGGGAAUCUCUUUAUUGGAUCUGAGCAUUUCUGUCCUUGUGUAUGUGGCACUAUAUGAGAGCCGUGUGUCGGCUGAAGUUGUAAUUUCGCAGCGAACGGUCCGCACAGACAGAGGAGACAUGAUUCGGAGACGGAGUCCAAGUUUUGCGCUGCUGUCCGUUCAUGUGCUUUUGCGGUGCCUGUGGAUGAGGGUAUGUGAGGCAUCUGGACAUUUCGAGUUGCAGGUCUUGUCAAUGCAGAAUGUGAACGGAGAGCUGCAGAACGGCGCGUGCUGUGACGGCGCGCGGAACGCGGCGGACCGCAGAUGCAUCGCGGAUGAGUGCGAUACGUUUUUCCGAGUGUGUUUGAAGGAGUAUCAGUCACGGGUGUUCUCGGGAGGCCCGUGUAGCUACGGAAGCGGAUCUACUCCCGUCAUCGGUGGGAAUAAUUUUUCUGUCAAGCCGCUGGCCGACACGAAAGAUAAAUCGAGGAUUGUGCUGCCCUUCAGCUUCGCGUGGCCGAGAUCGUAUACAUUAAUUGUGGAGGCCUUGGACUUCAACAAUGACUCAAGCACUGGGAGUAUGAACGGACAAGUAAUUGAGAAAGCAGUUCAGUCCGGCAUGAUCAACCCAAACGGUCAAUGGCAGGUCUUGAAAAACAACGGACCGGUGGCUCAGUUCCAGUACCAGAUUCGGGUCACCUGCGAUGAACACUACUUUGGCUUUGGCUGUAAUAAGUUCUGUCGGCCCAGAGAUGACUUCUUCGGACACUAUACCUGCGAUCACAACGGCAACAAGACCUGUCUGGAGGGCUGGGCCGGACCAGAAUGCAACACCGCAAUCUGUAAGCAAGGCUGCAGCACUGAGCACGGCUCCUGUAAAGUGCCUGGAGACUGCAGAUGUUUGUAUGGCUGGCAAGGAGAGUAUUGUGAUCAGUGUAUUCCUCACCCUGGCUGUGUGCACGGCACCUGUGUGGAACCCUGGCAAUGCCUUUGUGACACCAACUGGGGAGGGCAGCUCUGUGACAAAGACUUGAAUACCUGCCGCACACGACAGCCCUGUCUUAAUGGAGGCACCUGUAGUAACACAGGACCAGACAAAUACCACUGCGCUUGUCCUGACGGCUACUCUGGACAGAACUGUGAAAGAGCGGAUAACGCCUGUCUGUCUGAGCCGUGUUUGAACGGAGGCAGUUGUGUGGAGUCCAGUCAGGGAUUUGAGUGUCAGUGUGCGCCUGGCUGGGCCGGACCAUCCUGCAAUAUCAAUGAAGAUGACUGCAGUCCAAACCCAUGUAAUCACAGCGGCCUGUGUGUGGACUUGGUGGAUGGAUUUAAAUGCAUCUGCCCGGUUCAAUGGACCGGAAAGACCUGUCUCAUUGAUGCUAACGAAUGUGAGGAAAGCCCAUGUGUCAACGCUCACUCCUGUCGAAAUCUGAUUGGUGGAUACUUCUGUGAGUGUCUUCCAGGUUGGACAGGACAGAAUUGUGAUAACAAUGUCAUCGACUGCCAUGGCCAGUGUCUUAAUGGAGGAUUGUGUAAGGAUCUGGUAAAUGGAUACAGGUGUCUGUGUGCGCCAGGCUUUGCAGGUGAACACUGUGAGAGAGAUGUUGACGAGUGCGCAAGUCGACCCUGCCAUAAUGGCGGACGCUGCCAAGACAGUGUCAAUGGAUUCCAGUGCCUCUGUCCACCUGGUUUCUCAGAUGUUCUGUGUCAGCUGGACAUAGACUACUGUGAGAGCGGCCCAUGUCAGAAUGGAGCACAGUGUUUUAGUUUGGCCUCAGAUUACUACUGUAAAUGUCCUGAAGAUUACGAGGGCAAGAACUGUUCCCAGCUUAAAGACCACUGCCUCACCACACCCUGCCAAGUGAUUGACAGCUGCACGAUUGCCCUGGCGUCUAACAGUACUCCAGGUGGCAUGCGACUCAUCUCCUCUAAUGUGUGCGGUCCUCACGGGCGCUGCCGAAGUCACACCGGCGGACAUUUUAGCUGUGAAUGCCAGGAGGGAUUUACCGGAACGUACUGCCAUGAGAAUAUCAAUGAUUGUGAAAGUAGUCCUUGUCGUAAUGGCGGUACUUGUAUUGAUAAAAUCAGUGUGUAUCAGUGUAUCUGUGCUCAUGGAUGGGAGGGACCCAACUGUGAGACCAACAUUGACGACUGCAGUACGAACCCGUGUCGUGAUAGAGGUGUGUGUCGUGAUCUGGUGAACGACUUUUACUGCGAGUGCGAAAAUGGCUGGAAGGGAAAGACAUGUCACUCACGUGAGAGCCAAUGUGAUGAGGUGACUUGCAACAACAGGGGCACAUGUUCUGACGAAGGCGACUCGUUUAAGUGCAUGUGUGCCCCGGGAUGGGAAGGCACUACCUGUAACGUAGCUAAGAACAGCACCUGCCUACCAAACCCUUGUGAAAAUGGAGCCACAUGUGUCGUGCGAGGAGACAGCUUCACCUGUGUCUGCAAAGAAGGCUGGGAGGGGCUCACCUGCAGCCAGAAUUCCAAUGACUGCAACCCGCAACCAUGCUACAACAGUGGUACAUGUGUUGACGGUGAUAACUGGUACCGAUGUGAGUGUGCCAGUGGAUUCGCAGGGCCGGACUGUCGCAUCAACAUUAAUGAGUGCCAGUCAUCGCCCUGUGCAUUUGGAUCCACAUGUGUCGAUAAAAUUAAUGGCUAUCGCUGCCUGUGUCCACCCGGCAGAACUGGGCCCAGAUGCCAAGAAGUUACAGGACAUCCAUGUGUGGUCGGAGGUCGGAUUGCUGGAGAUGGAGCAAAGUGGACGGAAGACUGCAAUACCUGUUACUGUUACAAGGGGAUUGUGUCCUGUACUAAGCUUUGGUGUGGCCCUAAACCUUGCCGUAUGCUUGGCUCUGGGCGAGGUGACUGUCCACUGGGUCAGCUGUGUUUACCGGUACGUGACGAACAGUGUUUUGUGAAGCCCUGUUCAUCACAGGGUGAGUGCUGGUCUACUCACCGCCCUGCCAUACAGGCACGGUGCCACCCAGAUAGCAACUGUGCCAACGUCACCUUUACUUUUAAUAAGGACACUAUGCCACAGGGAGUAACAGUGGAGCAGGUGUGUCGUGAGUUGAGGCAUCUGUAUCUGGCCAAGAACGUUUCGGCUGAGGUUUCCAUCUCUGUGAGCUGUCAGCUCUCUUCUACCGCCAAUAACGAGAUCCAUGUGGCUGUUCAUGUAACAGAGGAUGGCAUACAUGGCCGAGUGCCUGUUAAAGAGAUCACAGACAGCAUCAUCGAUCUGGUGAGCAAACACAGCGCUAACAGCAGUAUCAUCGGCUCCAUUGCUGAGGUCCAUGUGCAGGGCAGACAACCACAGAACCCCAACGUAGACUACUUGGUGCCACUGCUGGUUUCCAUAGUGACCGCAGUCUGGGUUUUGGCCCUGGCGUCGGUGUUCCUGUGGUGCGUGCGGCAUCGACGCAAGCAAAGCUCCGGCCCUAUGCGGAUCAACCCUGUCGUGCCAUUUUCCAUGGGAACCACAGAGGAGAGCACAGUAAACAAUGCUCGUGAGCACCUCAAUCAGAUAAAGAAUCACAUUGAGAAGAACAUGUCUAAUGGCAGCCUGCCUGGGAAAGAGCAACACUGCGACGACAAGAACACAAUCAACACCAAAAUCAGGACGCAUUUCUCGGAAUCCACCAGACUAGUGGACGAGGAUUCUGAUUCCAACAAGCGACUACAAAAGGCACGAUUUCCACGUCAGUCCGCCUACAUGCUGGUAGACCGCGACGACAGGCUAAGCUCCAAUGGCACGGACGUAAAAAAUACACACUGGAUGAACAAACGAGACAACAGAGACCUGGAGUCGCAGCAAAGGCUCCCAGAUUCACAGCACAGAGACCUGGAGAAACAACACAGCUUGCACAAAAUGGAGUAUAUCGCAUAGCAGCUAAUCGCGAGGAGUGGUUGGUAUGGUAACAAUCGCGACUGACGUUACUGCCGCAGAACGUCAUGAAAGGUCAAAGGAUAGCGAAGGUGGACUGUAUUUGUUUUGAUGUUGGCCCUACGUCCCGGUGCAGUGCGCCACAGACUGGUUGGUUUGAAUUUAUGUGCGUCAGUGUCAGAAGAAUUUGACUUCUUGAAGUCAUCUCCUGUGCAGAAACACAAAAUGAGAACGAGAACGUAACUGGCCAAAAGCCACUUAAUUGGGUGAAUCUCAGAAAAAUACUGUAUGUCUAGAUUAGAAUUCACUCCAAUAUUCGAAAUAAAAAAAAUUUAAAAAAAAUAUUUUGCUUAAAGACAAUAAAGCCUAUUUUUGUAUAUUUUUGCAUUGGGACAUUAUUUUGACGUUAUUUCCACAACAAUUCGCCACUUUGAGUGUUUUUUGUAAUUUCCAUUAUUCUCAAUGGUAAUUCUCAUUAGGUUUUCAUUACUGUAAUACAUCUUACAUUAAAAAAAACUGGUAUUAAUUCAACAACUAAUACCAUGAUGUAUAAAAAUAUUUAAAUAAUAAAUCAUAAUUAAUUUCACAUUAGGUAAUGAGAAUGACAUUUUUAUGCAUUAUCGGAAUUGUCCUAAACAUAGGCUUAAUUUUUUCUUUUGGUUUUGGGGUAAAAUAUAUGACUUAGGCAUUUUCUUGACAGAGAUUCACCCUAUUUGUUUUACUGAACUGCAUGUGCAAACUGUAUUAGCACAUGCUAUUUCUUUAGUCAUUUGUUUAUUCUGUAGAACUUGCACCACAGAUAGCAAAAACUCUUGUGAAUCAGUUCCAAAAAAUUUAUUCUUGAAGAUUGUAUUGAACUCCCAUUUAUUGGGUUCACGACUGGAUUCUGUUUCCCCGCUUUUGCCAGCAGUUCAUUUUUAUUUAUUCUGUUCUUAUUCUAUUCAUUUUCUACACUCUUUUUAUGAAUGAAUUCAAGGCAGACAGGUCAUGCUUAGAAGUAUUGUUGCUGUCUCUGAAGAAAUUAACUGCCAAUGUAGAUUGAGGUCGAUGUUGUAUAAAUCAUUUUGUACGUAUUUUUGAAUUAAUCAUUGUGUAUAUUUGAUUUUUAACUUAAUAAACAAGAGCCUAGCAUUUUUGUUUUUAUUUAUAUACAUUGUUUAGGUUUGAAAAUGUGCCCUUUAUAUUUUUGGAUGAAGAUAUCAUCUUGUAUUUCCUUAAUGCCAAAAGAAUAGUUUAUUUUUAAAAAAUAGUAUGUUUUUAUUUGUGUCUGGAUCUGAAAUACAAUGUGCAAUCUAUGUUUCAAAAAUGCCUGCAUGGCUUGUUUUUGUAAUGUCCUGAGAUGUAGACUAGAUAGAGGUUUUCUGUCUUGAUUUGAUACACAAUUUGCCCGUUCAGAACCAUUUCUACACUUAAACAAACUUUGUAGUUUUCUGAUUAAACAGUAUUCAAAUCAAAUGUAACCAAACAGCCUAAAGGGAACAAACAGUAAUGUUUGCCUGUACAGUUACAUGAAAUAUGAAGAAAACAGAACUGAAUGUGAUAAAAGAGACAAAAUGAUAGCAAAAUAAUUUUUAUUUUAAAGCAGUUUACAUUACAGUUGGACUGUAAUGUUCUGCUGCAAUCUUUGUGUUACUACUGCCAUGUCUUCCUGUUCUUUGUUGAGUUUGUUGAAAAUUGUGUUUUUCUUUUGUUAUUCAAAAAAAAAAAAACACUUCUAAAGCAGAUGUUUUCCUGGGGUUUUGUCAAAUCAUUCUCAAUUUUGUGCAGUUAUUUACAUUUGGAUCCCUUAAAUCAAAUACAAUUUUACUUCAAUGUUUUGAAUUUAAGAAUUUGAUUUUUCUUUUUAACAUUCCAGUUCCCUGUCGAUUCAGUUCACUCAAAAUUGCCGUAAGCACUAUGGGGAAGACCUUCUAGACGACCUUGUUGAAACCCUUAUACAAUCAUGCCAAUCCUCUGAUUGGCAAUGUUGUCUGAGCCCCCCUUCAGGUAUGCAGUUGGCCUAUAUAAGCGGGCACUCAGUCACCAUUUCUUCAGAACUUUCUUCCUCUUGGAACCCUUUCUGUUCUGUCGGCAAUAUACACUUAAACUACUAUACACUUGGAACUUCUUAGCGAGACGCGGACAGGACGACUCGUUGCCUGUGCUCGGUGCCUGCACUGAGAGGCUUUCAGCUUCCCUGUGUUCCACUGAAGAGUUCUCCGUAUCGCCAUCGAAGACGCUCUUGGUGAACAGGUUCUUCGCUUCAGAUGCUCGUCGUUGAUCAACGCGGCGCUUCAGUGAAGACUCCUACCUACUUCCCACAGCGUUCUGCCUGGAGUUACUGUAUCCUUUUUUUAUAUACAAUAUUAACUAAAAGAGCCGCUUGUGUGAUACGCGUCUUUUUAAAGAUGUCGUUCCGCAAGUUUUUCCUAUGUGAACAGCACAUCCUGCUGCCUGAUGAGCACGAGAGCUGUGUUCACUGUAUGGGCUGCGCCCACGCACAAGCAGCACUCAUGUAGACAGACUGCCCUCACUGCGAGGGCAUGAAUCUCCGGACAUUGUGCUCUAGGAUCAACCUCGUUCUGAGGGAAGAUCCAGCCUCUCAUGCCCUCCCACCUGCCUCUUCUGUGUUAAGUCCCAAGGGACCACAUGAGGAGGCAUGGCGGGGCAAUGAGGAUGACCUGGAAGAAUUAGGGGAGGAUCUCGUGCUGGCGCAAGCCCUGCAAGCCCCCGAACUACCGAUCCAAUGUCCUCGCAUGUGCAAAAUGCACGUGAUGAGCUCUGGCCCUCUAUUGGAGUGCACUGCCUCAUUAUGUUUGGUGGCUCUGACGUUGGGGAUGAUGCUGUGUCACUCGCAGCUUCAGGCGAGUGGUUCACAGAGGAUGUUGCCGCCUCUUCCCCCAGCAAGGGUGAAGAACGUGUACCCUUCGUGUCCUUGCGAGGGCAGUUGAAGGGCUCGGUCUUGAUUGGUCCCUUCCAGAAAAACCAGAAAAGUCUCGUCUGGAUGAAUAGUUUUUGCAAACCAGCCGCCGUCAACAGACCGCGGUCCGGAGGAACGCACCAAUAUUCCCUGAGGUCCAUGCGGAGCUCACAAAGACCUGGUGUGCGCCUUAUUCUUCGUGCAUUCAGGUCGGAAGUGCUGCCAUUCUCACUAAUGUGGACCACGCCAAUGAAAAAGGCUACUCAAAGCUUUCCCCAGUGGAACAGGUGGUUGCAGCUUAUUGACGUCCGCACUGGCUGGAAGAGCUUAUACAGCAGCGGGCCAAGCUGGUUCAGCAUUCCACAGCAUGUCGGUGCUCCAGGUUUUUCAAGCUAACCUCCUUAAACAAAUUAAUGAACAAGACUCCGACACAGAGCUGUUCAAAGAGCUCCGCACCGCUACAGAUUUGGUGCUGCAAGUCACAAAAUCUACCGCUCAGGCCAUCAGCAAAACGAUGAGCAACCUGGUGGUUCUGGAUCAGCAUAUUUGGCUAACUCUAAUGGAGAUGCGUGAUGCAGAGGAAGCCGCCCUUCUCGACACCCCAGUGUCGUACAACAGUCUCUUUGGCAACGCCAUAGAAGGCUUUUAGGAGUGCUACAUCGCGGUGCAAAAGCGGUCUAAAGCGAUGAAACACUUUCUGCCAAAGAGAAGCAGCACUUCCCCUUUCCCAGCACGAUCUAAUUCCCGUCAGUGCCUGGCAAAGAAUCCAUCUCUUGCUGCCCCAACACAGCCGAAAGCUAAUACUAAGCCGUUAGUGAAGCCACGCAAACCAUGGCCCAGGUGUAAGCACCCGCCGUCUCAGUGCGAAAAACUCCGGCCAGGCAACAGAAACGUUCCUGACAUGCCAAGCCCUGUGAAGAGGAGCCCAGAGCUUGCUGUUAUUCAUGGACCAGAGCCGAAGAAGGCUCGAUUCGAGGUGCAAAGUGUUUCUCCCCUCUUCCCCAAUACUGUUCAUCGGGAACAGGGCAUUGUUCAAAAUGUUGCUUCUGUGUGUAUUUCUUAAACAGAGAUUGUUCUCACAAAAGAUAAAAAAGCACCCGUUGUACAAACACGGGAGGCUCACACAUUCUCCGAAAAAGGGCCAUUUCCUCUUUGUGAAUCAUGCACCCCACACAUUAUGCUCAAUAUCUUCCCUAUGGUGAGCGGCACUCUAUCUCCUAUAGCGAGCAAAUCAAUAAGCCCACUGUCCUACUGCGCGAAUGCGUGGCGAACCCUCAUGGGCGUGUCAAACUGGGAUUUAAAAACGAUCGAGCAUAGUUAUACAGUUCAGUUUGUAUGCUGGCCACCUCGCUUGUUAAGCACAGAGAUUCGCAGUCUCCUCGCAAAAAACGAGAUAGAGACUGUCCCAGACUGCGGCACACACAGCGGGAUUUACAGCCGUUAUUUUCCAAAGAAGGACGCCAGGCUUCGGCCCAUUCUAGAUCUAAGACGCUUGAAUCGCGUGCUUGUGAAGCACAGUGAAGCACAGUUCAUCGGUGAUGAACACCAUUUUACAGGCUAGAGCACCGUCCACGAGACGCCUCUAUGCACUAAAAUGGUGUGUGUUUGCAAGUUGGUGCUCUUCACGUGGUAAAGACCCGGUGAAUUGUGAAUUUAUUAACGGCCUUUAGGGCUCAGGUGGUUCGUUUGCAAGCCUUCUUUCCCCCACCAUUUAAUUCAGAUGAAGAGCAAUCUAUGCAUAUGUUAUGCCCAGUGAGGGCAUUGCAUACAUAUGUUGAGCGCACCCGUCAGUUCAGGCUGUCAGAUCAGCUCUUUAUUUGUUAUGGAGGAUGAACAAAAGGAAUGUCCGUCUACAAACAAAGGCUCUCCCACUGGAUCGUUGAUGUGAUCACCCUCACUUAUGAAUCACAGUGUGAAAAUUGCCCUAUUGGUGUCAAAGCGCAUUCAACCAGAGGAAUGGCCUCUUCAUGGGUGUGGAUUCUGUAUAGAGUGCUUCUUACAUACAAGCAGAUAAGCCCAAACCCUUAUUACAGGCAGGCUACCAACUAUAAUCAACACAGAAACCUAAUUAUAUGCUGUUGAACUACCCCUUUAAAAGUCAUACGUACUCCCAUAAGAGAUAAACCUACUUUUCCAACCAUGUUGUGAGAGGGUUAAUAAACCAUACUGUGUAUAUCUAUAUGGUUCAUAUAGAUCCCAGACUACAUUCAUUUCCAUCUGGCAUCUGCCAUGUGAGACUAUUCAUAUACAAUUUUAUAGGACUUAUAAGUCAUCGGCCUGUUGCCUGUGACUGCUUAUGAAAAUUUCUGUUUAGUGUUAGAACUCUGGGAGUGUAAUGUCACGUAGUGCAGCGUGAUGGGAUACCAUUCUCCAUAGUGCUUACGGCAAUGUCGAGUGAACUGAAUCGAUAGGAAACGUCUCCGGUUACACAUGUAACCUCGGUUCCCUGAGAUGAAGGGAACGAGACAUGCCAAAGCUGGGCACACUACUACAGAGUUUCAUACGAGUGACUCACUCUUGUCCCUCAGCCAGAAAAUUCUGAAGAAAUGGUGACUAAGUGCCCGCUUAUAUAGGCCAACUGUGCCUGUAAGGGCGGGGCUUAGACACCACUGCCAAUCAAAGGAUUGGCGUGAUUGUAUAAGGGUUUCAACAAGGUCAUCUAGAAGGACUUCCCCAUAGUGCUUACGACAAUGUAUAGUUCACGUCACCUCAGGUUAAUACUGAGGUUACAUGUGUAAACGAGACGUUUUCUGUGUAUUUUUGUGUCAUUGAAAAGUGAUUUUUCUUAAAAUAUUUGUAUGAAGCAAACUCAUUGGUGUGAAUCACAGUCUUAAACUUGUUGAUUAUUCAAAAAACAUGGCCCCCACCAUCACAGAAAACCUGGAAAUAUAAUCGAAUUUUAAAAUGUCUUGGAAAUUUCUUAAUUGAAUAUAUAUUUCUAGUUGUGCACUGUUCUAAAUUUUAUAUAUAUAUAUAUAUACACUACCAUUCAAAAAUUUUGAAACACUUGACUGAAUCUUAAAAAUCUUUUGAUCUGAAGGCGUAUGCUUAAAUGUUUGAAAUUAGUUUUGUAGACAAAAAUAUAAUUGUGCCACCAUAUUAAUUUAUUUAAUUACAAAAAUAAAAUGUUAUUUAAAAAAAAAAAGUUUUUGAAAUGGAUGACUUGGACUGAAUUAUUAAGAAAAGCAGCAACUAAGUGCCCAGCAUAUAGAUGAGAACUCCUUCAAUACUGUUUAAAAAGCAUCCCAGGGUGAUACCUCAAGAAGUUGGUUGAGAAAAUGUCAAGAGUACAUGUCUGCAAAUUCUAGGCAAAGUGUGGCCACUAUGAAGAUGCUAAAAUAUAACACAGUUUUGAAUUAUUUUUGAUUUUUUUUUUGUCACAACAUAAUUCCCAUAUUUCCAUUUCUAUUAUUCCAUAGUUGUGAUGAAUUUACUUUCACAUUUUAUUCUAAAAUUUGAAAAAAAUAAAGAAUGAGUAAGUGACCCUAAACUUUUGAACAGUAGUGUAAGUAUUCAGACCCUUUGAUAUGACACAUGAAAUUUAGCUCAGGUGCAUCCCAUUUCUCUGGAUCAUCUUUGAGAUGUUUCUACACUUUGAUUGGAGUUCACCUGUGGCAAAUUCAACUGAUUGGACAUGAUUUGGAAAGGCACGGGCACUGUCAAUAUAAGGUCUCACAGCUGAAAAUGCAUAUCAGAGCAAAAACCAAGCCAUGAGGUCAAAGGAACUGCCUGCAGAGCUCAGAGACAGGAUUGUGUCGAGGCACAGAUGUGGGGAAGGCUACCAAAAAAUUUUUUUUUUUUUAAUUCGGCUGCAUUGAAGGUUCCCAAGAGCACAGUGGCCUCCAUAAUUCUUAAAUGAAAGAAGUUUGGAACAACCAGGACUCUUCCUAGAGCUGGCCGCCCCCCAGCAAUCAGGGGAGAAGGGCCUUGGUAAGAGAGGUGACCAAGAACCCAAUGGUCAUGCUGGUUGAGCUCCAGAGGUCAUGUGUGGAGUUGGGAGAAACAUGCAGAAGGACAACCAUCACUGCAACACUCCACGAAUCUGAGCUUUAUGGCAGAGUGGCCAGACAGAAGCCUCUCCUCAGUGCAAGACACAUGAAAGCCUGCUUAGAAUUUGCAAAAAAGCACCUAAAGGACUCUCAGACUGUGAGAAACAAGAUUCUCUGGUCUGAUGAAGCGAAGAUUGAACUGUUUGGCCUCAAUUCCAAGCAUCUUGUCUGGAGGAAACCAGGCACUGCUCAUCACCUGCAUAAUACCAUCCCAACGGUGAAGCAUGGUGGUGGUAGCAUCAUGCUGUGAGGGUGUUUUUCAGCGGCAGGGACUGGGGGACUGCUCAGGGUUGAAGGAAAGCUGAGCGCAGCAAAAUACAGAGAUAUACUUAAUGAAAACCUGGUCCAGAGCACUCAGGACCUCAGACUGGGAUGAAGGUUCACCUUCCAACAGGACAAUGACCCUAAACACACAGCCAAGAUAAUGCAAGAGUGGCUUAGGGACAACUCUGUGAAUGUCCUUGAGUGGCCCAGACAAAGCCCGGACUUGAACCCAAUCAAACAUCUCUGGAGAGACCUGAAAAUGGCUGUCCACCGAUGGUCCCCAUCCAACCUGACAAAGCUUAAGAGGAUCUGCAGAGAAGAAUGGCAUAAAAUCCCCAAAUCCAGGUGCGCAAAGCUUGUUGCAUCAUACACAAAAAGACUUGAGGCUGUAAUCGCUGCCAAAGGGGCUUCAAUUAAGUACUGAAAUAAGGGUCUGAAUACUUAUGUCAAUGUGAUAUUUCAGUUAACAAAAAUCUGUUUUUUGCUUUGUCAUUGUGGGGUAUGGAGUGUAGAUUGACGUGAUUUUUUCUUUUUUUUUUUUUUAACCAUUUUAACAUAAAGU